AUGUUAUUCACUGUCGAACAAAAUUUGAGACUCAAGUAUUUCAUCUUGGCUCUGGAACCUAUGGACAUGUUUACAAAAUAUUUAACACCAAGCGUCAAAAGAUGUUUAGCUAAAAAAGUAUUUAUUGACAGAGAAAGCGAAUAUAACAAGAAAGAAAUGGAAUUCUACGCUUCACAAAAUCAUGACAAUGAAGAAUAUAUUGUUUCACCCAGUAACAUUCUUCAACCCACAUAUGUGAUCUUGCCUUAUUUGAAUGGUCGAACGUUCAAGAACGAGAUUGAAUAUCAGUUGACUAAAAACCUCAGAACCGAUUGUUCCAAACACGAAUUAAGAAAGAUGAAGAAUUUAAUCGAAAUGUUGAAAGGUCUUCAUACGAAAGGUCUUUUCCAUCGAGAUGUUUCCUUCAAGAAUAUCAUGAGUCAUUUUGUAUAUUCUCCAUCUCAUUCUGAAGAUGAAAAUGAGUACUUUUCAAUCAUUCCAUUGAAAGAAACGUCAGGUGUCUUGAAAGUUGCUUAUCGAUUAAUUGAUUUUGGUACUGUAAAACCUUUUCCUAGUUCCACUCUUCUGGAAUGA
Molecule: messenger RNA, 573 nt
Organism: Naegleria lovaniensis
Lineage: Eukaryota; Heterolobosea; Eutetramitea; Acrasida; Naegleriidae
Exons: 1
Coding region: 1-573 (190 amino acids)
Biological process (GO): protein phosphorylation
Molecular function (GO): ATP binding; protein kinase activity
Source: RefSeq, a predicted model, not a curated record